Molecule: messenger RNA, 2348 nt
Organism: Neocloeon triangulifer
Lineage: Eukaryota; Metazoa; Arthropoda; Insecta; Ephemeroptera; Baetidae
Gene: TAF1B
Product: TATA box-binding protein-associated factor RNA polymerase I subunit B
Exons: 9
Coding region: 126-2198 (690 amino acids)
Biological process (GO): RNA polymerase I preinitiation complex assembly; nucleolar large rRNA transcription by RNA polymerase I
Cellular component (GO): RNA polymerase I core factor complex; RNA polymerase transcription factor SL1 complex
Molecular function (GO): RNA polymerase I core promoter sequence-specific DNA binding
Source: RefSeq, a predicted model, not a curated record
CGUGGGGGAAGAGUAAAAUCAGUCAAAUACAUAAACCCGGCGCCCACGUCUUAACAACAGUUUCGAGUUUUGCCAAAUGCAGCAUUUAGCAUUUUUAUAAAACAUUUUAACAUUAGCAAGAUAUAAUGGUGACUUGCAAAGUGUGUCUUGGAAAUGAUUUUGAACUGCAGGAUGGACAUUACUAUUGCCAGAAUUGUCACACACAGGCAGAGGACUGGCAAGAGGAAGAACAUGAAUUAGCUUUCAGCCAAAGUCUGAAACAUGUCAGUAUUAUCGCGCAGUCUUUCCAAGAAAAGGAAAAUGAUGCAGAAACUAGCAAGGAGAAAAUUUCUAGUGACGCUUGGUCUUCGUGGGAAGGCUUAAGCCACGUCUUAGUUGGUCAAAUCGAUGAGCUGGAAGCCUUAGCGCCUCUUCCAAAGGAUUUUAAAUUCACAGCUUUCAAUAUUUGGGCUAAAUGUUUGCAGACGAUUGGAGUUUGUUUUACUAAAAGACAAUUUCCUUUUGCGGCAGCAAAAACUGAAAGGGAUCUCAAGUGGAUUAUGAUGCAUAAAUUGCACAAUAAAAGAAAAUAUAAACGGAGGAGGCAAAGAAGGAAAGCUACAGAUGCUAGCUCUGAUGCCUCUAGCCUAAAAAGUGCAGCAAGUCUGAAGAGGAAACUUGCUAGCCAGGUAUAUUUAAGUGAAACGUCAGUCACAAGCACUAACGCUAGUACAUCCAUGAUAGAGUCAACUUUAGAUGAUGAGGAGCAAGAAGAUAAAGAAAGCACCAUAUUCAAAAGAAACAGGCACAAAGACCUGAGCUCAAAAAAUUUGACGCGUAAAACUCUUCUGGGAAUACUUUUUCUUUCCCUGCAAUUGACAGAGAGUGACGUUAAACUUACUGACCUUUUAAGGUGGCUGAAUCACAAUCAUGUUUCUUACCGCUGGAUUGAACAGUUUCUGCCUGGUGAGUCUUGUCUCAAUGCAGGUGAUCGAGGACUGUUUGGGCCCAAGCAGUCAAUUUCCGACAAUCCAAAUUCAGCCAAAUGCAUGAUUUUGUCUGAAGCCAGACAAAUCCAUGCCACUCUGAACUACCCACAUGUCCCUCUCGGAGAAUUGGAGCCGGUAGUUCGAAGGUUUCUUCAGGAACUAUGCCUUCCAAGUGAACUGAACAAAGUGAUUUCUAAAUUAUUAGCUUAUAAGAAGCAGAAUAGUCGUUUCACCUCGGACAUCACCAAAUUGUGCUACAUUCCUUUAGCAGAAGUUAGGGCUGUAGCUUUUAUUAUUUUUGCCUUGAAGUUACUGCUCUGCUUGGACGACAAUACAGAAUAUCAGCUCUCCAAUUGGGCGGAGGCUCGGCCCACGGAAGAGCAGCAUUUUGUCUGGACAAAUUGGGUCGAAUUCAUUGAACUGCGAAACACGAUCCUAGCCGACCAUUUUUUCUGGGCCAAACAGAUGUUCAACAAGCAAGCAGUGCAAACCUCAAACAACACAGUCCAUUUGGACCCCAGUUUUCUACCUGCCUACUCUAACAAGUCUGCCCCAAACAGCAGUUCUAUGAGCACUGAGAAAAAGAAGUUUUUGCUCAAGUUAUCGUCGAAGCUGUCAACUUGUGCUGGCGGCCAGGAGGAGAAUGGUGAAAACAGCAGCCAGCCAGAUCCAACAAAAUCAUUGACGCCGCUCACAGUUGGUCUCAAAGUUGCCAUCGAACAUGGAUCGUUCAAGCCCAUGGCAGAAAAAGUUCAGCGUUCCGUCCAAUCUUUUUCUUUCUCAAAGUGUGACUAUUUGACAAAGUUUUUGGAAAAAUCCAAUUUUGCUGCUACUAACUUUGAUCAAGAACUACUGCAAGAGCAAGUGAAAAAUAUUUCUUUUUCAAAAAAACAAUAUCUGGUGAAGUUGUUUAAAACAAACAAAAAAGCGCAGAGCAGUCGUGGACAGAAAAAACUGGAAAAUGAUCAUAGCAACAGCAGAGAAUAUUGGCUGUUUCCUUUGCCAGUGGGAAUUGGAGAAGAAGUUGGAGAACGGCUUCUGGAAAUGAAUCUACCAGUUUCCUUCUGGUGGUUGUUAAGGCAAUGUUCUUUGCUUGUCGACUCGUCGCCUUUGACUGUUUUUAAGGAACUUUUGAUAAUUGAAAAUGCAUUUUUUGAAAACCACUGUAAGAAUACUGGUUUUAACAAAUUGUUGAAAGUUGUUUUCAACCAGCACAAAAACCUCUAUUAGUUAAAUCAAGACUGUCUAAUUUUCCUCAUUAAAUGAAUUUAUUGAAAGUUAAAUGUAAUUAAUUUUCUGGAAAAUUUUAAUCUUGUUAACCAGAUCUCACUAUUAUAAUUAUAAACUAUAACAAGUUGUCAAAAUAAAUAAAUCGAAUUA